AUGGAUAGGCUGUGGCGUGGGCUGCAAUGGGCGUCCGGAUGGGCAGGCAUAGCGCAAGUGCCUCUGGACCUCUGUCUGCGCUGCUCCCUUGCUGUUGUUGUGGCAAGCUACAGCUGGAUGGCCCACCCUGCCACCUCAGCAGAUCCUGCCAGCUCAGCGGGGGAUGCGUGUGCGCAGUGCACGGUGCUGCUGGUGCUGGCGUGCUGCCACCUGCUCUACCUCGCCCUCGCCCGUCCCUUUAUCAGCACGUCGCUCCCCCUCUCCGCCCUCCUUGCCUCCGCCUCCCACGUCUCAUUCUUUGCUGUCGCCCUUGCGAUUGCUACUGGGGCCAUCCCACCCUCCGCUGCUGCAGCGGCAGGGGCAGGAAUGCAGGCGCUUCUGUUGGUAUCGUUCCUGGGCCAUCUCGCCUGCUUCCUCCGUGCCUUAGUGAAAGACACUGCAGGCGUGGGGGUGAAGUACUAUGCGGGCGCGUUUGGGAGGAGCAAGGGGCUGGGAAGUGGCGGGACGGGGAGGAAUGGCAGGGGCGAAGGAGAGGGGGAAGGGGAGGGGGAAGAGCAGGGUUGUGCGGGGUCAGUGAGUGAGGCGGCUGGCACGGACCGAUCAGUGACUAUGACUAGAGGCUUUUUGGGCGGCCUCUCCCUGCUCGCAUACGGCCUCGUGCUCCUCUUCCUCGGCCCCUUUGGCUUCGCCUCCUCCCGAUUUGAUUCGGAUUCUGACAGGGAUUCGGGCGGCGACUCUGCGAGCCAAUCGGGGUGGAGGAGAGGGUGGUGGAUGGGGAGGAGCGGGGGAGGAGGAGGAGGAGGAGGAGGAGGAAGAGGAGGAGGGGGGGAAGGGGGCGGAUGGGGAGGGGGGAUAGGGGCGAGGUUUCACAUGGAGAGGCGGGGUGAGCUAGGGGGGUCGCCAGAAGCGGCUUUUCCCGUGAAGGGGAGCUCAAAGGGGAGUAGCCGCGGCAGGUCGGGCAGCCAAAGUAGCAGCGGUGACAACAGUAGCGGUGACGGCGGCGGCAGUGGCAGGAGAGCUUCUAGCGGCCCAGCUUAUAACGAGUAUGGUUCUCCUAACCGAAUGACGGGUUCCGAGACUAGACCGAACCAGUCUGGUGCCUCUCGGUUGGAUUCAGCAGGGCAGGCAGGUAUGGGGGAUGGAACCUCUAGGGGGAGGAGGAGGGGGGAAUCAGGCGGAAGGGGGGAAGGUGGGGAGGAGGGGGGGUAUGGCACGGACGAGGGGGAGGAGUGGCGGAACUCCCCCCGAGCGCUCAUGCAGCUGCUGCCCAUGCUGGCGCCCUCGUGGGCUACAGAAGGGGCGGGGGGGGAAGGGAGAGGGGGAGGGGGAGGGAACGGGGGAAAGGGGGGACGAGGAGGAGGGGAUGGGGCAUCAAGGGAAGGUGCUAGUGCUGCUGCUGCUGCUGCUGCUGCUGCUGCUGUUCCUGCUGGUGCUGGCACGGCAGGUGGGGGCGGUGCCGGGGUGUUGGGUGCGGUGCUGGGAGCAGGUGCUGCAGCAGCUGCGCUGGGUGUUGGCGUUGUCACUGCUGCUGCUGCUGCUGUCACUGGCACUGGCGCUCACAAGCAUGAGAGGGCUCAAUCGGACCAUGCCAAGACGAGGGGGGGUAUGCACCUGCUCAGCCCGAGCAGGUGGGGACGGAAGGGGCGGCAGGAGAAGGAGAAAUGGGGAAGGGAUGGAGCGGUGGAUGUUGCAGGAAUGGCUGCUGCUGCUGCCGCUGCUACCGCUGUUGUGGUUCCUGCCUCUCCCUCUGCUGCUCCUGGCGGUGCUACUGGCAGUGGGUCCCCAAGCCCGCUCUCUCCGCGGCGCCUCUCCCCGCUGCCUGUGCUGUGUGGCAACCACAGCGGCGCCCUGGCAGCAGCUGCAGGGGCGAGCAUCGGCGUGGCCUCCGUGUCUCUGCACUCCGACUCCUGGUCCUCCCUCUCCUCCCUCUCCUCCAGUGAGCGUUCUGCUGGCGCUGCUGCUGCUGCUGCUGCUGCUGCGCUGAUGGAAGGUGUGGGGGGAAGGAGAGAAGGAUGGGAGGACCUGUUUGGCGGGCUGAGGGCACGAGUGGAGUAUUUGCGAAGCAGGCGGAUGCAGGAGAAGCCUCAGGGCGAACUUACACAUGGCAAGGCUGCUAAUGCUGCUAAUGCUGCUGCUGCUGCUGCUGCUGCUGCUGUUGGUAAAGCUGGUGUUUCUGCAGCAGCAGCAAGAGCAGCAGCAGCAGGAGGAGGGGGCGAUCUAGGGCGGUCUGUUGUGGCCAGUUGCAGCGUGGGCCCUGAUUGCAGCCCCACCAUCCACACCCCCACCUCGCACACCCCGACCACUCCUCUCCCCCACACCCUCUCUCGCCACGAAUCCCUCGAUGCCAAUUCCGAUCCCGACGCCUAUCCAUCCCCCUCCCUCUCCCCUUCCCCCUCACACACGCCCGCCGCUAGAAGGCCGCACCGCCUGCCUUCCCUCCCUGAAGCGCCUCAGAGCGCCUCUCCCGACCCCCGCCGGCCCUACACCCCGCAGCCCAGAGCGGUGAAGAACGGUUUUGCAUGGUCCAGCAGGCAUGCGGCGUAUGGCACAGAUACCGAAGCUUCUAGGGAAGCCUCUGAGGUGACCCCUGGGGCGUUCCCCCCUUCUGCUGAUGCUGCUGCUGCUGCUGCUGCUGCUGCCGGUGGUGGUCCUGCCAAGGUCGCUACUGCGGCAACUCCACAGCUGAACUCUCGGCAUAGACCCAACGCUCCUCUUCGAGCCUCCGCCUCCUCCUCCCACUCCCUCGCCCACUCCCUGUCGGCCUCCUCCCAGGCAUCCAGUGCUACAGCUGCCAUGCCGUCCUCCCCCUCGGCCCUCACAGUGGACGCGGCUGUAGCGGCUAUGGCUGCUGCAGCAGGGGGCGACCCCGCGCUACAGCCGCUACAGCCUGGGAUUUGGGGCAUGGUGGCUGGUGCUGCUGGGUCCAUCAUGGGAAGAUUCUGGGGUGCUUCUCCCGUGGAUGGGAAAGGGGUGGAGGGUGGGGAGGGAAGGAAUGGAAGUGAGGAGGGGAGUGGGAAAGGAGGAGGGAGUAAUAUGGAUAUGGAGGGUUCUCUAUCACAACUUGACGGGUCCUUAUCGCAAAUGGAUGGCUCUCUCUCACAGCUUAAUGGCUCCAUGUCUCAGACCCUCACACCCCUCUCCUCCGUGUCUACCCCACCUUCCCUCUCCUCUCCUUCCACCUCUCCUUCUGCACUCUCUAACACCCUCUCUAAUGACAAACAGCCAUCCACACUCUCUCGCAGCAUCACCCCCCUCGCCUCCCUCACUCCCGCCUCCUCGCUCUCGCCUCUCUCCUCCGCCGCCCCCUUAUCCUCCCUUUCCUCGCCCCAAUCAAGCUGCGACACGUCAGCCGGCUCGCAUACAGCAGGGAAUGGGUACUCGCAGGGGGCGCCCGUCUUUGAGGCGCCUCAGAAAAAUAAGGUAUAUGAGUACGGAACGCCCGUGGAGGCGGCAGGGAGUAGGGAGGGGCAUGAGACAGCAACAUUGGCGCUACCGCCGAACCGAGGCCUGCGCCUGCGAUCGUGGUCCAAGUCCAGGUCACGCUCCCAGGCGCACUCAGGUGCUUUCUCAGGUGCCCAGUCAGAUGCUCGCGCUGCGUCGGGCUCCAGCGGGCAGCUGAACGGGCAGGUUAACGGGCAGGCAGGGUGCUUUUCGGGGUCGGAGGGUGGUUCUUGUGGUGAUGACGUGGUGGGUGGAAGGGCAUAUUCAAUCGGCAGAGGGUCGUCGCAUGGUAGGGGUUCACACAGGGGGGGUUCGUCCGCUGCUGCUUCUGCUGCUGCUUCUGCUGCUGCUUCUGCUGCUGCUUCUGCUGCUGCUUCUGCUGCUGCUGCGGCAGGUGUUUCUAGCGAUAAAGAGUCAUCUGCUGCUGCAAACUCGAAUGCUGCUGCUCCUUCACACCCACCCCAUCGGUAUGGCCAGGAAGACUCGCUUUCAGACUCAUUUGCUUCUUCCUUCACCACCUCCAUAGAGCCCACCCCCAUACAGUCGCUCUCCCCUCUCUCCACCUCGCUGCUCUCCCCGUCGGCUCUCUCUGGCUCUCUGUCGGGGUCGGAGGGAGGGGGCUUGAGCGCUGUAAGGGAGGAGAUUGAAAGGAGGAUAAGGGAAACGAGCCGGGCACUGCAGACAGAGGGGAAGGCGGAAGUUAAGGGCCAAUGGGGGGAGAGAGGAGGUGCGGGUGUGAGGCAUUUGGAUAGAGAGGGUACGGAGGAGGAAAAGCAGAGCAAAAAGGAGGGGGAUGAGGAGCGGGAGGAGGAGAGGAGAGGGGAGGAGAGGGACGAGAGUCCGCUGAGGAGAAUGCCCGUGUGGGGCGAUGAGGCGGAUGACAACAGUGCCACCUCGCCCUCGCCCAUUGGGGGUGGGAUGAUGGGGGGGAUGGAUAGGCGUCUGUCUGACAGGGAUGGGGCAGGGAGAGAGAGAGGCCAUGGCGCAAGCGCUGCUGCUGCUGCUGCUGCUGCUGCUGCAAUUGCUGCCGCAGCUGGUUUUUCUAACGUGGCUGCAGCUGCUGCUGGGUCUGCUGCUGCGGUUGGAGGGGGCAUGGCGGCAGCAGCGAGAGUGUCUGCCUUGGUUGGCCGAUCACCUGCUUCUGAUGCGCUUGGGGGAGGGAUAGGUGUGACGCAUGGCAGGGCAGGUGCAAGGCAUGGUGAAGCUGACACACACCCUGUUGCACGGACCGUUGCAGCAGGUCCGAAAGCAGUGCCCACGGCAGCCAAGGAGGAGGAUGCUGAGGAGGAGGCAGCAGGUGAACUUGAGACUUCUCUGCAACCUCCCAGCGGACAAGAGGCAAUCCACUCAUACAACGACCGCCUUACGGGAGGCUUGGCACGGGGUAGCUCUGGCGGCCCUGGCUCGGGAGGCUUUGGUUCGGGGAGCUCUUGGUCCGGUGAAGCUGAGAAGGAGGGGAUGUGGCAGAAGGAGGGUGGCUUGGGUGGAGUGGCGUCAGGAGCAGCCUUUGGUGCCACGUGUCAAAAUCCUAGUGGCUCGUGGACGAGCUAUGACAUCCAGGUGUCUGCCUCUCUCUCGGACUCCAAGAGGCAAACAUCCAUCCCUUCUCCCUCCAACCUUUCUUCCUCCUCCUCUCCUUCCUCCCCCUCUUCCCCCCUCCAUUCCCCCUCCCCCUCCCCUUCGCCGGUCCUCCCAUCUGGUAGUUCCCUGCCUUCCAUUGAAGUCUCCAACUCCCCGUUACUGUCACUCUCAGGCUCGAAGGAACAGACAUCCAUCCCUUCUCCCUCCGACCCCUCCUCCCCCUCCUCCCCCUCCUCCCCUUCCUCACCCCUCCUGUGCCCCUCUCCUUCCGCCUCUCCGUUCCUCCCCUCUGGUAGCUCGCUGCCUUCUAUCGAAGUCAGUAACUCCCCGUUACUGCCACUCUCGCCCUCCAUCAGCAGGCCUGGGCAGCCAUCACCCUCGCUACAGUCACCCUCUGUGGGUACGGCAGGCGUGUGGGGCAAGGGAGGCAUGCAGGGGUGGGGCGGUGAGGAGAGGGAGAGGGAGAGGGGCGAGGGGGAGAGAGGUGAUGAGGAGAGGGGAAAGAGUGGUGGAGGGAGGGAGAGCAGCGGAGUGGGGAGGUGGAACGAGGAGAGGGGGUUUCUGAGCAGGCGAGCUCCUAGUGGCAGCAGCCAGGAGGUUGACGAGGAUGGGGAGGAGGAGGACGAGGAUGACGAAGAGGAGGAGGAGGAGCAGGAGGAGGAGGAUGGAGAUGAGGAUUGGGACGGGGAUUGGAAUGGGGAUGCGGGUGGGGAUGGGGAUGGAGGUAUGGAUGAUUACGGGGAUGAAUUUCAAGAUGAUGAGUCACAGGAAAUGGAAACAGGCGGUGUGGGGAGAGUGCUGUCAGCAGCUCGCAGGGCGGAGGGGAGGGGGAGGAUCAUCAUGAUGGCGUGCGGCAGGGGGAGGGGGGUGCGGAGGGGCGGGCGGGGCGGGCAGCAGGAGGUGGUGCCGGAAGUGGGUCGGAUGAUCCGGCCUCAGGCGCCCCUGCGGCUGAGCUAUGGCGUGAGCCCCGAGGCUCUGCGCACCGUGAAGCUGCGGCGCGUGCGCGAUGGGGAGGAGGGGGAGGCGCGGUGGGAGGGAGGUAGGAGGGAGGCUGAGAGGAGGGAGGAGGAGAAGGAGGAGGAGAGGAGGGAGGAGGAGAGGAAGGAGGAGGAGAGGAAGAGAGAGUAUUCAAAGCGGGUGAGGCUGACAGAUGGGGACAGCACUCGAGAAGGGGUGCAGACUAGUCUGCGCGAGUCCACUGCCAGUAAUGCAUCAGUGUAUAACGUGUACAGAGGGGUGGGAGCGGAUCCUGGUGCUUCCGUGUCCACUGCCGGGCGAGCAGCUGAGUCGGACAGCCAAGGCGGCACUGGUGCGGGUGCAAGUGGGGGAGGUGGGCUGCCUGUGUGGGGGGGGCGGGCACGGAUGGUGACUGCUGGGGGACGGGAGGAGGGGGGGAGAGGGGGUGUGGGAGGGAGGGGGUUUGGUGGGGGCAGAGGGAGGGGGAGGUUAGGGGAGAAGCUGAAGGACAGUCCGUUCUUGAGAAAUAGCACCUGUGAGUCAGCCACAGAACAUGGGUUGGGUAGAUAG
Closterium sp. Naga37s-1 is the source of this 6549-nucleotide messenger RNA. The record is from the annotation of a GenBank genome assembly. Lineage: Eukaryota; Viridiplantae; Streptophyta; Zygnematophyceae; Desmidiales; Closteriaceae.